GUUGAAGCGAUGUGGAAGUAAUAGGCAAAAAGUUGGCAGUGUAAGAGGCAGAUCCCGCCCCACACACACACACGUACCGUCAACAAUGUCUGGGGCCCAAGAACAGCGGAGGCGUCGUCCCCCGAAAAUGUUCUUGGUGGUGUCGGACCUCAAGUUUCAGGACCAGUUGGAUGGAACCAUUCGGCUACUGCGGGGGAAUAUCUGUCAGGAGCAGGACGCGGGAAGAAGUAGGGGAGAACAAAUUUGGGUGAAGGUGCUAGAUUACGGCUGUGUGGUGAAGAUUGACAAGCAGUACCUCACUGAGGUUCCCAGUGAGCUGAGCGGCUUACUGGAGCCUGUGUCUGACCCCGAGUCCCGCCUCAAACUGCUGGCCAACCCCAGACAUCUGCAGCGUUUGGCUAGCUUGCCCAUGGGCACACCCCUCCUUGUCCACUUGAGCCAAUUGGGGGAGCCGGUGGAGGCGGAGCUUAGGUACAGAGGUUCAAUGGCCAGAGGGAGCAGCGCAGUGUUGUUCGGGAUCCAGUUGAAAGGGGCAGCAGUGGGUCGAGGGCUCAGUAACGGCUCCUAUAAGGGCCACCAGCUUUUCAUCUGCCCCGAGGCCUCCGCCCUCUUCCUCCCGGCCAAUCAGAUCUCCCUGCCGCGCUCGUCCCGCGGCAACAGCGGCGAGCAGCACGACCGCGACCACCCCAACAACGGUCACCACGACAACCACCAACGCCACCCCUCCGUCCGCGCACACCCCUCUCCCCCCUUCCCCCCCACCGCCGGGGUGAGCGUCCUCCCCAGGACGGCAGAGUCCGCCCCCCUCCAGACCCCGGCCCUGCCCCGGGGCCCCGCCUCCCCUCCACCCCUCCAGGUGGGCCAGCGGGUCUGCUUCCCCCCACUGAGGAACACGGUCCACGGGGGGGAGGUGCGCUACUGUGGGCCCCUGCCUGGACGGGCCUCCUUGGGGAUGUACGUCGGCAUCCUGCUGGACAUGCCGGUGGGGAACUGGGACGGGUCUCACAAAGGGGACAGACUCUGCCACAUCCCCUCCCCUCUGUACGGCCACCUGCUGCCCCUCUCCAAGGUGUCUCCAGAGCCUAAAUCUCGCCGCCAAGCUCUGCCCUACGCCAACCCCGCCCUCGCCCCCAACUCCAAACUGGUUCUGAAACUCACCCAGCCCACCCCAGGACCAACCCCACCCCCCGUUGCCCCCAAACCUGCCCCCUCCGCACCUCUCACCUCCCCCCCUAAGACCGCUUUGAUGCCCCCCCUGCUGCACUCUGCCAAACUGGUGCUCAAACCCCCGCCCCCAAACAAACCUGCCAAUAAACCGCUUCCCCUGCCACCAAUCAAAGCCCAGGACCCGCCCUCCCCGACGGUCCUCGACCAACCACAGCCCUUGAACGGAGCCUCUCCCAAUGCUCUGUGGUCGCCCGGCUACGGGGGCGUGGCGGAGGAGAACGAAGACCCGGGAUUGGAGGUUGAGCUGGAGGUGGGAUCGAUGGUGGAGGUGAAUGACCCGCCCCUUUUCGGAGUGAUCCGCUGGAUUGGUCAGAUCAGUGGCGUUCCGGAACCGGUGGCUGGAUCGAGCUGGUAGGACCAGGAGUUGACCGCGGGGACAGAUGGAAGUUACCUUGGCGAGCGCCACUUCCGUUGCCCCGCCAACAAGGGGCUGUUCGUCAAACUCCGCAACUGUAGACGGGACUCCCGGUUCCCCGCCCCGGAGAUGCCCGUCAACCAAGUGGAGCGCUGCAACUCCAUAGCGUUUGCCGAGUGGGGUAGUGAACGUGUGGAGGAGCUCACCCCCCCAGAGGAGGGGGAGGAGGCCAGGGAGAGGUACCAGGGCUGGAAGAGAGGCAUCCAGGGCCACCUCAACUCCUGCUACCUGGACGCUUCCCUCUUCAGUCUGUUCUCCUGCUGCAGCUCUGUAGACUGGGUGCUGCUGUGGCCCACUGACCCUGAGGACGGCUCCCACUCCAGCCAGGCCCAGGACCUCCUACGCUGUGAGAUAGUCAACCCCCUGCGCAGGUUUGGCUAUGUGUGUGCCAGUAAGACCAUGGCCCUCAGACGACUUCUGGAGGCUGAGAAUAGUGAUACCGGCUUCACCAACCAGGAGAAAGACCCAGAGGAGUUCCUUAACAAGCUGUUCCAGCUUCUCAGGGUGGAACCUCUGCUGAAGAUCAGGUCGAUGACCCAACAGCAGGAGUGCCACCUCUACCAGCUCUUCCCUCCCUCCGUGCCCCUGACCCCCUCCUCCCCCGUGCCUCUCUCCCCCCCCCUCUCCCCCCUCCCCCUCUCCUCCCCCCCCGCCUCCCUCAUGAGGGUGGCCAGUGUCCAGGUCCUCCUGGAGACCUCCUUCCUGCACACUGGACUCAAGUUCACUGAGGCCCCCUCCUGCCUCCCUCUGCUCAUGCCCAGAUUCGGCAAGGACUUCAAGAUGUUUGACGCCAUCUUGCCCUCGCUGAGCAUCGACAUCACCGACCUACUGGACGACACUCUCAGGCAGUGCAGUAUAUGCCAGGCUGUAGCAGAAUGGGAGUGCAUGCAGUGCUUUGACGAUCCGGACAUCACUCCUGGCAAGCUCAAACAGUACUGCCACACCUGCAACACCCAGGUGCACUCCCACAGGAAGCGCGCGUCCCACCGCCCCGGCCAGGUGGGCAUUCCCGGGGGCCCGUGGAGCGGGCCGCCGCACGCCGCCCGUCAGAGGAUGUCGCUGUUCGCCGUGACGUGCAUCGAGACCAGCCACUACGUGAGCUUCGUGAAGCACGGGCCCCGCCCUACCGACUGGCUCUUCUUUGACAGCAUGGCCGACAGGGAAGGCGGGGAGAACGGCUUCAACAUUCCGCAGGUGAGGGCGUGUCCCGAGGUGGGCCGCUACCUCAGCCUAUCAGAGGAGGAGCUGAGCAGGAUAGACCCCGUCUCUCUACGAGAGUCCGUUCGACGCCUGCUGUGUGACGCCUACAUGUGCCUCUAUCACAGUCCUGAGCUAAGCCUGUACAAGUGACACACGCAUUCACGUGUACACACACGUUUACACACAAUAUGCUUAGUGACAUAAUGCAGUAUAUUUACAUGAAAACUAGUGAAAUUCCUCGCUGAAGUGCCUUUUUAUAAGCACAAGCACACUUUCCCUUUUUGCACUGUAUUUUCUUAAUGCUGUUCGGAUUAAUCUUGCUCAUUUGUAAACCCACGCUGUGUCAGUAUUUUUUUCUAGAAUGAGUAACAAGAUACUGAAAAUGUUUGAUACUGAAAACUGUUGGUAAUAAAAUAUCUACU
Molecule: messenger RNA, 3264 nt
Organism: Osmerus eperlanus (European smelt)
Lineage: Eukaryota; Metazoa; Chordata; Actinopteri; Osmeriformes; Osmeridae
Gene: cyld3
Product: ubiquitin carboxyl-terminal hydrolase CYLD
Biological process (GO): protein K63-linked deubiquitination
Cellular component (GO): cytosol
Molecular function (GO): K63-linked deubiquitinase activity; cysteine-type deubiquitinase activity
Source: RefSeq, a predicted model, not a curated record